Molecule: messenger RNA, 1842 nt
Organism: Cercopithifilaria johnstoni
Lineage: Eukaryota; Metazoa; Nematoda; Chromadorea; Rhabditida; Onchocercidae
Source: the annotation of a GenBank genome assembly
AUGAGGGAAGAAGAGAAGAAGAAAGAAGAAAGAAUGGGAAAAAGGUUUAAUGAUAAGUUUGUAUCGAAUACAACGUACAACAACUGAAUUUUAAAUUUCCAUUUAAAAUAUUUCAGUGACCGUAUGGAAGAAUAUUAUACAAAUUGUGACAAUGAAUUAAGCGGUAUCGAAUAUGAAGAAGUUAUAUUGGAAAAAUCAAAAAGUUGUCCACGUUUGGGCUUGAAAUUAUAUUACGGUACUGAAAAUGAGAAUGAUACUGAUGUAUUCAUUGGCGAGGUUGAAAGUGGAAGUGUCGCAGAUCGUGAUGGGCGACUUAGGCCCGGUGAUCAAAUAUUACAGGUAAAUGGUGAAACAAUUUAUAGUCGUGCCAGUGCUGUAAAACAAUUUCGUAAUAGUGGUAAUAAAAUAUCCUUGCUACUUGCCCGUUCUAUUCAGAGUGAAGAAUUUGAAUUGUUAUUGGAACCAACAGGAGAAGGUUGUAAUGAAGACGAUAAAGAUGCAUUAACUGAUGCCAAUUCCAGUAAUUCUACCCUUGAAAAAGAUUCUGGACUAUCAAGAAUGACUGAUUCGGAUGCGGAAUUGUUACCCGCUCCAAUACCUAACAGUUUAAAUCAGUCAAUGGACUCAUUGAAUGAUUUACCAGAAGUAACAGACUGUAGUUUAAGAAGAUGCGCAAGUGAGUAUUCCUUAGAACGAGAAUUAGCAUCGUUGCAUCACGAAAUGGAAACUAUACGUAUAGAAUGUGAUAGGCUUAUUUUGAAACACAGUGAUAGUAGACGAAAUUUUCUCAAGAUGUCACAUAUAGCAGACAAUGAUCAGAAUGUAUAUAAAUUAAACGAUGAUAUAAGACGAAGAUUGGAUGAUACGUCAAGUGCUUACAAUACUGGUGAAUCAUGCCGCAGUACACCGUUGAAACCAGAUGCUACUGCUCAAACUAAAAAAAGUAGCACUAGCAUGCAACCGCGCGAUUGUGCAACAUUAGAUAGUUCCGUCGGUGAUACGGCUCGAUGUAUAGCUUCACAGAAUCCAUCCACUUCACAAAUUUCGCAAGUUAAAUUUAGAUUACCACAAUAUUCCGUUAUUUUAAAAGAAGAUGGGAGAAAAGGACAUGUUACAGCAAAAGGAAAUGAAGAACAAAAAAUGAGGACAAGUGAAAGAAGACCAACGACGACACAAAUGGUUGAUGAAACUUAUAGACCGGAAAGAGCUGGGAUAACAAUGUAUACGAUGCCACAAAAAUUAGCGGAAACGAUAGCUCUUCAACAACGAUUAUUACGUGAAGCAAUGGUUGAACAAGCUCAUAUGUUACGAACAUCAGCUAAAGGUAGUGCAAUUAGCGCUGUAAAUAAUAAUAAAAAUGGAGGAGGAAAAAGAAUGGAAGGAUCAGCAAUGAAACAAUUUCAGGAUAAUAAAAUUCAGGGACCAUGCGAAUGGAAGAUUAAGAGGCGACCAGAUGGGACACGAUAUGUCACGAGGAAGCCAAUUCGAAAUAAAUUACUGAAAGAACGAGAAGAGCAAUUAAACAAAGAACGUACAGGUGUAAGCACAGAUGAUGAUGCGAUGAGUGAAUUGAAAACUGGACGAUUUUGGACUCGAGAGGAGCGCAAAAAGCAAUGGGAACGAGCCAAACAACGCAAAUUACGAUAUCAUCAAUUAAUGGCUCAACGAAAUCAACAACCAUCAGAUCAGUUGAUUGUACAAUUAUCACGAAAAAAGAUGAUGCGUCGAAAAGGUAAUCCAUUGCUAGACAAAUUCACCACUAUUCAAGAAUUCAUGGCUCAUGCAAAUCGUGAUAUUUCUAGUCGUUCCAUUGAUGGAAUUUUAUCAGUUACCACUGUAUGA